This is a messenger RNA of Xenopus tropicalis (tropical clawed frog), 2123 nucleotides long. It is a transcript of the gene bend4, whose product is annotated as BEN domain containing 4. The coding region runs from base 136 to 1653 and encodes 505 amino acids. The record is from RefSeq and is a predicted model, not a curated record. The transcript has 5 exons. Gene Ontology annotation, molecular function: DNA binding. NCBI's taxonomy places the organism in Eukaryota, Metazoa, Chordata, Amphibia, Anura, Pipidae.
AAUAUUACCCUAAACACUUGCUCUUUACCUCCCUUCUCCCUCCAGGCAUUGGAGAGGGCGGCUGUCAAUCAGGCAGCACCCCUGCACGGCUCAGCAGCAGUGCAACAGCGACAAGCAGACAAGCCGAGGGGAGAGAUGGAGGAGGAGAUGCAGCCGGCAGAGGAGGGGCCCUGCCUCCCAAAAAUCUACAAGCAAAGGAGCCCCUACAGCGUCCUCAAAACCUUCCCCAGCAAGAGGUCCCUGAGCAGAAGGUACGAGAGACCCACCAUGGUGGAGAUCCCACAUCUGGGGGCGCAGCAGCAGCGCACACACUUCCAGCAGCAGCAGCACCAUCCGACCUCCAUCAGCAACAGCGAGCAACAGCCGCAUCACUACCAGCAGGCGCACAGCUCCUAUCAGAACGGGCCCAACAGGGCAGCCACGUCCACCUCCCAGUGCCAACAGAGAGGCGGGGGGCCCGCUGGGCAUCUGGGCUCCUCCAACAGGUUCUGCCCGCAGCCGGCCGCCGGCCAGAGCCCCCUGGAACUGAGUGCAGAAAGCCGAAUGAUACUGGAUGCGUUUGCCCAGCAAUGUAGCCGAGUUCUAAACCUCCUAAAUUGUGGGGGGAAACUUCUGGACUCCAAACCUCCACAAUCAUUGAUGUCUUGUAUAAAACAGGAGAAUAACAGUUACAAUGACAGGCCAGACCAGUGCCAGUUAAGUAAAGCGUUCCAUUACCAACCUUCAGAGAAAGCAGAUGUAGAAAUGCAGUUUGUAAAGAAAAAACAGCAGACUUCCGCUUUCUUGCGGGUCUUCACAGAUUCACUUCAGAACUAUCUUCUAGCCGGUAACUUCCCUGCGCGGAAUUCCUCUUUCACUAAUGACUAUGGACAUUUGACUGAUAUGGACACAAUCUCAUCCUCUCCAGUACAUACAAUGGGUGGAUGGACAUCCCCAGCAACCUCUGAAUCACAUGGUCAUCCGUCUUCCUCCACGCUUCCAGAAGAGGAAGAUGACGAUGAGGAAGAAGGUUACUGCCCUAGGUGCCAAGAGCUGGAGCAGGAGGUGAUCUCUCUGCAGCAAGAAAAUGAGGACCUUAGAAGGAAGUUAGAAAGUAUACCAGUGCCCUGCCAGACGGUGUUGGAUUAUUUGAAGACGGUACUUCAACAUCAUAAUCAGUUUCUCAUACCACAGCCGGCUGACCAGCCAACAGAGGGCAGCAAGCAGCUGUUGAAUAACUACCCUGUCUACAUCACCAGCAAACAGUGGGAUGAGGCAGUCAACUCUUCGAAGAAGGACGGGCGGCGGCUUCUGCGAUACCUCAUUAGAUUUGUAUUCACAACAGAUGAGCUUAAAUAUUCGUGUGGCCUUGGGAAAAGGAAAAGGUCAGUGCAGUCAGGAGACACUGGUCCUGAGAGGCGUCCCCUGGAUCCUGUUAAAGUUACAUGUCUCAGAGAGUUCAUUAGGAUGCACUGCACAUCAAACCCCGACUGGUGGAUGCCUUCAGAAGAACAGAUAAACAAAGUGUUCAGUGAUGCUGUAGGACAUGCGCGCCAAGGUCGUGCUGUGGGCACUUUCUUCCACAAUGGAAAUUCAUAUUACGAUGGCAUAGACCAGCAGGUUUGUCAGGAGGAGGUUUUCAACCGAAGUUCUCUUGAUGGAUCUGGAGAUUGAUGUAAGAAGAAGCAAAAAGCACUGUGACGUUUUAACAAGAUAAAAAAACAUGUUAGCCACAAAAAAAUGGAAUCAAUUAGUGUAAUAGUUCAGUCAGUGUGUCUUUAAUGUUCUGUCACUGCGGUGGGUGCCUGGAACACAGUGCUGGGAGAAGGCCCUCCGAGCAGUCAAGCCUCUCAAAGAACCCAAAGUAUUCUUGGAGCCAGAUGUUGUUGUCCGUGUGUCACCUCAGUACUGCACCAGGGACCUGAGCUCUGUUCCGUGACUGUUACGUUCUGUUAGAACUACUGAAUAAUGCAGCGUUCAGGCCCUGAAUCAAGCUAAAGAGAAAUGUGUUGGUCUGUUCUGUAGAAUUAGCUUUAAUAGAAUUUGCAUUGUACACUAUACUAUUUAGUUAACUUAUGCAAAACCUGAACUUGUUAUAUAUCCUGUGUUCAUAAAAACUGUCACCACUACCCAUAUACCGAGUA